This is a messenger RNA of Durusdinium trenchii, 1053 nucleotides long. The record is from the annotation of a GenBank genome assembly. Lineage: Eukaryota; Dinophyceae; Suessiales; Symbiodiniaceae.
AUGGGCACCCAACUCCGUAGCUUUCGAAGCUUAUUGCGGCUUUGUCGAGAAUGUGAUCAACAGCCAGCACGUUUGCUGGGACUCUUGGGGCGGCCGCCGCGGCAGUACGACUGGAACUUCAAUCGGGCGGUUCGGACACGCUUCAGCGGAUCCCCCUUUGCGGAGGAUAUGGUUUGGGAGGCAAGACGUUUGGAGCCGAAAGAUGUAAGUAAAGAGCGACGGCAUUUUCGGAGGGCACAAGCCUUGGGCAUGGGCGAACUAUAUCCUGCGGAGGCAUCAGAGCUCUUCAAGCGGAUUGCCGCGAGCAAGAGCCUUGUUUCUCAAGGUGACCUCCUCCUGACUCACCCCAUUGCUUGCCUGAAAAAUACCCACUUCGACCAGGCCGUGAUACUUCUGCAUGAGGUGUCCAGCAGUCCAAGCAAUCCAGAUGCACAGGUGAAAGGUCUAGUUGUGAAUAAGCCAAUGCCGAAUAUUCCCCUCAAGCAGCUCUUGGCCCGUGCAACGUCUCCUGAAGACAAAGAGUGGGCUGGAAUGGUUCAAUCCGAUUGCAAGCUGGACGGGCUUUCUGUCUUUCGGGGUGGUCCCAUUAUUGUUGGCAACUCGAUUCGGCACAAUCUGCACUGGCUGCAUGGCUUCUUUGAGGUUCCUGGUGCUAAGCAAGUUGCUCCAGGCCUGUGGCUAGGAGGAGAUUGUCGAGAAAUACUGGAAAAAGGCAUGCAGGGUGAUGAAGUGCAAAGCCACUCCAUUCCCUUACGUGUUUGCUUUGGAUACUCUGCAUGGACUGAGCUUCAAUUGCGACUGGAGCUCGAGAGCGGUGUUUGGACCCGGGCACAAGCUCUUGAUGACCGACCCAGAGACGGUGCUCUCUCCAUCAUUGCUUCCAGCUGCUUCGGGACAGAAGGCAAAACUGCUUGGCAACAGGGCCUUCACUCAGCGGGUUGGUCCUUCAUGGCCAACUUCCCCCGUAACGCGGAAGUGGACGAGAAGCUGGAGCGGCACACGAAACAGCAGGAGUCCCAAGCUCAACUCCAGGCACAAACUCCAAAACCGUAG